CCGGGCAUUUGCAGCCGGACCCGGAGCAGCCAUCGGGGGUUUCCUUCUGGCCCCGUUUUUUGCGCAGGGAAGAGGGGCGCACUCGAGUGGCGGGUUGGGGGGGGGGACGAGCCCAAGGUUGCUUCUUCCCCCUCCUCUCUCUGUUCCCCCCCUUCUCUUUCCUUCUCUCCUAAGGCCUGUCUCUUUCUCUCUCUCCCUGCCUAAUUCGGAUCGGCCUCUCGCCUUCCUUAAACCGGAUCAGCUCCUCUUCCUGCCAUUGAAUCGGAGCGCUUCUCCCCUUGGCUCCCAUUUGCACCGCCACCGGCGUUUCUCGCUCUCACCUUGUGCCCCCUUUCUAGGCCGGGGGGGGGGGGGUUGAGAGGGGGCUGCUUUCCCUUGGUCGUGUCGGGGGGGGGGGUUCCUUGCUUGCAAUUGCGACCCCCGAGCCCUUUCUCUUGUCUUCUCCCGCGCUCCUGUCCCUCUUCUGGGUCUCCAAGCGGGCUGGUAGGGGGCUUCGGAGAGAGCUAGAGGAGGGGGGUCUGCUUUCCUUGGCCGAGGAGGGGGGGUCUUCUUGCUUGCAAUUGCGACCCCCGACCCCUUUCUCUUGUCUUCUCCCCCACUCCCAUCCUCCUCCUGGGUCUCCAACCAGGGUAGGGUAGGGGGGCUCCCAGGGGCUGACUGCCCUGGGAUGGGGCCUGGGGCACUCUUUCCCUCCUCCCAGCCUGGGUCCGCAAGGCCAAGGAAGGGCCCGAAAUACCGCCUUGUGGCCCCGGGGAGACCUGCGCUCGCUGGCUCGGAGCCGCCUUCCCGAUGGUGCAGCUGGUAGCGCUAGUGUGGCGGAGGCUGCUGCGCAAGCGAUGGGUCCUGGCCAUAGUCUUCGGCCUCUCCCUCAUCUACUUCCUUAACAGCACCUUCAAGCAGGAAGAGAGAGUGCUGCGGGAUCGGAAUUUCCCCCAAGCUCAAGACGAAAAUCGCCCAAUCGCCUGGAAAGUCCAUUUCAUCCUGGGGAAUAGCAGCCAGACGAAUAACCAAUGUCGGAAUUCUGUCCAAGGGAAACUCUUGAUCACGGAUGAGUUGGGCUACAUCUGCGAAAGGAAGGACCUGCUGGUGAACGGGUGUUGCAACGUGGAGGCACCCAGCGUCAAGUUGUACAGCUGCGACAGCUGCCUGCCUAGUGGAUGUUGCAGUGUCUACGAGGCCUGUGUGUCCUGUUGCUUACAGCCCAACAAGCAACAGCUCCUUGAGCAUUUUCUAAACCGAGCGGCGGUGGCCUUCCGGAAUCUCUUCAUGGCUGUGGAAGAUCACUUUGAGCUCUGCCUGGCCAAGUGCAGGACCUCCUCCCAGAGCGUGCAACAUGAAAACACCUACCGCAACCCCAUUGCAAAAUACUGCUACGGGGAGUUUCCGCCAGAUCUUUUGUCCGUGUGAAAGUGCUCAAGAAACUGAGAACUCUUACAGUGAGAGUUGCCACAUGGCAGAGAGAGAGAGAGAAAACGUGGCAACUGGCUGGUUGGAUUCCUUCGGCAGCCUCCAAACUUCACCUUCUGAAUUGUUUAGCCUGCUGCCCCUGUCCCUGCAGCUGCGAUGUGGAGCAAAAUGGGUGGAAAUCUACGAAUAGCUGGAUUCAAAGAUGUGCAUCAGGGGCUCAGGUGAAAUUUGGACAUAAGACUUUUCAGUUCCUAAUCCAUCUCAGUCACGUGGGACCACGGGUAGAUGGAAGAAGCCAUCAGAAGAGCCAAGAUUGCAAGCGGGCGUUGGAAAUUUGGAAAUUUUUUAUUUAAGCAAUGAGAAGAUACUUGGGUUGGUGUGGUGGCCUAGAGGUGGAGAGCUCUCGCCUCACAUUCAAUGAGAAGAUACUUGGGUUGGUGUGGUGGCCUAGAGGUGGCGCUCUCACCUCACAUUCAGCAGGUUGUGAGUUCGAUCCUAGGUAAGAGGCAGAU
Thamnophis elegans (Western terrestrial garter snake) is the source of this 1919-nucleotide messenger RNA. RefSeq names its product chromosome 13 C12orf49 homolog (gene SPRING1). The record is from RefSeq and is a predicted model, not a curated record. Gene Ontology annotation, biological process: positive regulation of SREBP signaling pathway. Bases 790 to 1407 code for a protein of 205 amino acids. The transcript is spliced from 5 exons. Lineage: Eukaryota; Metazoa; Chordata; Lepidosauria; Squamata; Natricidae.